AUGGCUAGCUUACCUUUGUUUCGCCUGAUUGUUUUCAAUCUGCUGGAAAUCAAUUUGAGUAAUCUGAUGGUAUUUCACUGCUGGUCGAUAAAGGAGGCAUUUCCUCUGGCUGAAAUGCUAAAUGAGAACGGCAUUUAUUCGCAAUACAUUGACCUGCAACAGGACCCCGAAAACUUGGCCAACAUCCACAAGGACUACUUGGAUAGUGAUUUAGUCAGGUUAGGUGUCUUUUUAGACCUGGACUGCGACCAGGCUGAAUUCAUUACUAAUCAGUCUAGUCAAGCGCGCCUUUAUAACAAUAAUUUGCACUGGCUGCUUUACGAUGAGGCAGGUAACUUCACCAAGUUGAUUGAUUUAUUUGAGGGAGCCAAUCUUAGUCUGAAUGCGGAUGUGACCUAUGUAAGUCGGCAAGAUGAGGAGGUCUUCGUUCUGCACGAUGUCUACAAUAAGGGGAGCCACUUGGGAGGCCAUCUCAACAUCACCGUAGACCAACGUCUUCAGUGCAAUCAAAGUCACUGUCAGGUUAAGGAUUAUCUCAGUGAUUUGCAUCUGCGAACUAGACAGCAGCACCGCUUGGAUUUAUCGAGCGUGACCUUUCGAUUGGCCGCUUUGGUUUCUGUGCUGCCUAUUGAUUCCAGUGAAGAGGCACUUCUUGAAUUUCUGAAUAGCGAUAGGGAUUCCCAUAUGGACUCGAUUUCUCGCAUUGGCUAUCGGCUUAUUCUGCACACUCAGGAAGUUCUCGGUUUCAAGCUGCACUACAUUUGGUGUGGCACUUGGAGCGUUCAAGAUGCAUUUGGCGGAGCUAUUGGCAUGUUGACCAAUGAAUCGGCCGAGCUCUGUACUUCUCCGUUCGUUCCCUCCUGGAAUCGCCUCCACUACGUCCAUCCCAUGACGGAGCAGGCCCAAUUCCGGGCCGUCUGCAUGUUCCGCACUCCACACAAUGCCGGGAUCAAGGCAGCCGUGUUUUUGGAGCCCUUCAUGCCGAGCGUUUGGUUCGCCUUCGCCGGACUCCUGAUCUUUGCCGGGGUGUUGCUAUGGCUGAUCUUCCACCUGGAGCGGCAUUGGAUGCAGCGGUGUCUGGACUUUAUUCCCUCGCUGCUCAGCAGUUGCCUGAUCAGUUUCGGGGCUGCCUGCAUUCAGGGCUCCUAUCUGAUGCCCAAGUCAGCUGGCGGGCGAUUGGCCUUCAUUGCCGUGAUGCUCACCUCGUUCCUCAUGUACAACUACUACACGUCCAUUGUGGUGUCCACUCUGCUGGGAUCUCCAGUGCGAUCGAACAUCAGGACCAUCCAGCAGUUGGCAGACAGCUCCUUGGACGUGGGCUUCGAUACGGUGCCGUUCACAAAGACGUAUCUGGUGUCCUCGCCCCGUCCAGAUAUUCGCAGCCUGUACAAACAGAAGGUGGAGAGCAAGCGGGAUCCCAAUAGCGUCUGGCUUUCUCCGGAGGAGGGUGUGCUCCGGGUGCGAGAUCAGCCGGGAUUUGUCUACACAUCGGAGGCCUCCUUCAUGUAUCACUUCGUGGAGAAGCACUAUCUGCCGCAGGAGAUAUCCGAUCUGAAUGAGAUCAAAUUGCGACCGGAGAGCGCCGUCUACGGAAUGGUGCACCUGAACUCCACCUAUCGACAAUUGCUCACCCAGUUGCAGGUGCGCAUGCUGGAAACCGGAAUCAUCUCGAAGCAGAGUCGAUUCUUCAGCAAGCCGAAGUUGCACACGUUCUCUAAUAGUUUCCUGAUCCAAGUGGGCAUGGAGUAUGCCGCACCCUUGUUUAUCUCCCUGCUGGUGGCCUACAUCCUGGCCUUACUGAUCCUGAUCCUGGAAAUCUGCUGGGCCCGUUAUGGCAGAAAGAAAUUGUUCACCAUUUUCCCCUAG
Molecule: messenger RNA, 1866 nt
Organism: Drosophila rhopaloa
Lineage: Eukaryota; Metazoa; Arthropoda; Insecta; Diptera; Drosophilidae
Gene: Ir75c
Product: ionotropic receptor 75a
Exons: 6
Coding region: 1-1866 (621 amino acids)
Cellular component (GO): membrane
Molecular function (GO): ligand-gated monoatomic ion channel activity
Source: RefSeq, a predicted model, not a curated record